This is a messenger RNA of Strongylus vulgaris, 155 nucleotides long. NCBI's taxonomy places the organism in Eukaryota, Metazoa, Nematoda, Chromadorea, Rhabditida, Strongylidae. The record is from the annotation of a GenBank genome assembly.
AUGCAGAGAAUCGCCAUAGCAAGUCUUCUUCUAGCAGCACACUGGCAAUACGCCUCAGCUGGUGGAGGCGGUGGUGGCGGCAGUUAUGGUGGCGGAACUGGUGGCUCGGGAGGUAUGGGAGGAGGAUACGGCGGUGGUGGCAGUGGAGGUUAGUA